UAUCAAGCUUAUGUGUCAUUUUACCAUAAGUUAACUUUUUGAAAGUUAGUGUGUCUUCUUCAAGAGUGUACUGUUUCUACCCACAUAAACGCUCAUCUCUCGUCUACUGUAUAGCUAUACUCGUAUAUGUGUAUGUACGAGUGUUGGGAAUCGCUCAUUGAAAAUUUGUUAAUGUUUGGUUGGCGCAGUUCCCCCAAAAGCUUUUCGCUCAUAUGACCAGUGUGUGCGAAUGUAUGUGAGUGCCAAUGGGGGCAUACGCUAGCACUUGCUGACAUACAUAAGAGUAUAUUGUAUGUAUAUACGUACAUAUAUAAACUUCCAUAAAUAUCAAUAUGUUCAUUUUAUUAUGGCACAUUUUUGUAUUAUACAUUCGUGUAAUUGUACGAUUUAUUUGGAGCACUGAGAGCGUGAGCGCGCUCUCGCGAGCGCAGUUAACAGACCCAGUUGGGUUUGUUGAUGUGGAGGCGCGUUUGGAGCGCGAGCGGGGUGGACUUAAAAAUCAAACUAGAGUUUUACAACAAUUGCAAUAUGAACGCUGCCAAAAAUUGCAUUGCAAGCGCAGCGACAGCGCAGUUAGCCGUGAUGCCUGCAAACCGACAGCGCAAUCCACGCAAUGCAUACGAAAUAAUAAUGUAUGUACUGUCAGCGAGUUGGCUAGUAAAAACUUGGCGAGAGUAAAGUAAUAUGCUUGCACUAGUUUAACGCUUAGUACGGUUGGCGGCGGCAGCGGCGCCGACGGCACCGAGGUUGUUAACGAUGACGAAGACAACGUUGAUUGCGACAGCGCGCCAAUGACGACUACCGACGGCGCCGUUGCAGACUGUGCUGCUAUGCGGCAGCGCUACGUACGGAGUACUGCGUGAAUCCUAGCGUUUGCUUGGGUUUAGUUAAUCGAGAUUCGCGGUUGAUGUUGGUCGUGUUUUCGGCAAAAAUUUUCUGCUGAACUGAAUACAUACAUAGUAAAGAUAAAUAAUUUCAAAAUUAAUACAAAACAAAAAUAACAGCAACAAUAACAAUAAUGAAACAGUGUCAGCUCAGCGCUUCUUACCUGCCUCAACAAAAAUAUCCACAACUCGAUAUAAAGCAUAGAAGUGUUUGAAACAAAAGUAAAAAGCGAAAAAGCAUUCAAGAAAUGUAUGUAAAAUAUCGAAAAAAUUGUGUCAAAGUAGAGGAGUAUUUAUAUUCAUUUAUGCGGUAGUUAUUGAAUUAAAUAACAAAUAGAAUACGUAUACAUUCAGUCGGUUAAUUGUAACGGUAACUAAUUGAUGAUGAUUUCGGUGAAGAAAACGAAUUUUUGAAGCAGAAGACAACAGUCAAUACAGUCGGAACUUGCUUGGCAAAUAUUAAAAUAAUAAUAACAACAACCAAUAGCAAAAUUUUCAAAUAAACUAGCACUUGCAAAAUUCUCAAAAUAAAUGAAAAAACCAUAACCCACAGCGCCAGCAAAACACAGCGGAAGCAGUUAAGUCCGUGGCACGGCCACCAGCAACCAAAGCAACAACAAGCGUAUUAUACAAAAAAUAAAAAUUAAAAACAAGCAACUAAUGAAACCAACAACUAAACAAGCUUGCCAGCCAAACACGGACCAAGUAGCCAACUAAAGUACACCAACACACACUGUGGCAAUAGUAGUUAAACAGUUGGAGCGAGUGAGUUGUGGCAUGUGCAAUAUUAUUUGCAACGGUAACGGCUAACCAACUCCAACUAGCUGCAACGAGCCGCGCGCCAGCAUUGUAACAGCCAUAGUUGCCGUUUAAAAUUUAAAGAAUAAUAAAAAUAAAUCAACGAAAAACAAACAAAACUUCUAAAAAUUUAUUUUUCGUGUGUUUUCAACGCUGGCAAAUUGUGCAACAACGCGCUGCGCUGUACCAAAUACGAGUGACGCGAAUGUGUGUACCUUUAUUAUUAUUUGAAAAUAUUUACGUUCUUUAGUCAACAACAAAAAAUGGCACGCAGUACUUUAUAUAGUGGAAACAGUGUCAAUAAGUCAGCAUUAGCAGUGCCACAAAUAAACUAUAAAAUUUUAAUAAAGCUAUAAAUUGCAACAAACAACAAAAACAAGUAUUGUGUGUUAGAUGUGUGUUCGUGAACUAAGAAAAUUCAAAAUAAAUUUCCAAAAAAUAAAAUAUAUGUAAUUAUACUUACCAUAACUACAAACAGUAGUGAAAAGGCGUACAAAAUUUAAACAAACCUGCCUCCCUUGCAACAAUCCUCAUGAAAACACUUUUCCUCCAAAACUAGUAAAUAGCAAAUGUUAAUGCAACUGAGUCAUAAUUUAUCAAGUGCAACUUCAAAGUAAACCAUUGUAAGCCUCAUUACCAAAAACAAGCAAGAAAAACAACAAAAACAAAUCAAACAACAAAAGUGCAACUCUGCGUGUGCCUCUGUUGCAAUUCAAGUGCAAUCUCAACGUAAAACAAACACAAAAAGGCGAACGAAAAAGGCAAAAAAGUGUAUCAAGCGCAACAAUAACAAAAUAAUAAAUUUACAACAACGAAUGCAAACAGUAGCGCAAAAAAGUGUGUAAAAAAGUCGUAAGAGCAACAAUAAUAAAAAGGCGAAAUACGCAAUAACAACAACAUACAUGUAUGUAUUUGUAUGAAAAACUGCAGAAAGUGCACAAAGAAGUUUUCAAACCAAGUUCUGCUCUGAGCCAACAACUCCCACCUGAAAAUGCACUAGCUGGUGCGUACACUUUAGAGUUUUCUGAAAAAACUCAAAGUAAUUACAACAAAAAGGCAAACAACAAAAACAAGUAAAACAAACAGUGAGAAUAAGUGAUGAAAAAUCGAAAUAUUACAGUACCUGCAUAUAAAUAUAUAGAGCGUAUAUAGUAUGUAUAUAAGUAUAUUACUGUUGUUGUUUUAAGUGUUUAUAAAUCAAUAAGUGUAUGCAUAACGCUAGCAUAAUUUAAAAAAUUAGCAGCAAAGAAGUUAUUCAAAGAAAUUUAAAAAAAAACGGAAAUUAAAAAAAAAUUGCUAGACUUUGUGGCAUGCAACAUCAAAUUUCGUGCAAAUAAAAGCCAAAAAGUCGCAGCGUUCGCGUUUAAUACUUUAAACCCGUAAGAAAUUUAAAUAAAAAUUAUUUAAAAAUCGUUACACUUUAAUAAAUUAAGUGUUCAACGCAAUUCAUUAAAACAAACAUCAGCAAUCAAUCAACCAAUACACCUCAGACGCACCACCAAAUGUUAAAUAACAAGAAAUCUAUAUUUAAUUAAUUAAAAUUAUUAAAAGCUAAUAUAAAAAACGAAUUUAAGAAUACAAAAAUUUAAUCAAAUAUUCGAAAAAUCAUAAAAACACAAAAGAAACUAAAAAAUUUACACGCAAACUGCAACGCGCUACAUAUAUGAUCGUGCGUGAAAGCAAAUUUUGGUAAAAACGCCAAAACUCAGUUUUACAACGAAAAAUGUAGUAAUAAUUCUAUUGUUGGUAUUUAACAGAUAAAUUUUAAUAUUCUUUUUUCCACACAUUUAUUUUUUUGUCGCUGUGAAGUGUGAAAUCGCUACUUACAACAAGCACGUAGUGUUACAACAACAAUACAAAAACAAAAAAGAUCAACCAAUUUUACAUACAAAACAUCUGCAAAUAGUGACAACAAGAACAAACCAUUGUGCGGGUCAAAUCGUCGAAGCGCAAGCCAGCAAGCUAAGCGCAACUCAAGAGCAAAUAAAUAAGGCAUAAAGCAAGAAAUCAUAUUGUAUGCAAAACAAAAGCACAGCAAAGGUAUUUGCCAUUUACAACUAAAGAAAACACAAGAAAAACGUAAUAAAAACAAAACGUCACACACGAAAAUUCCCAGCAACGCGGCAACUGCGCAGAAGUGAUUGUGUUUGUGCCGCGCCGCGUGCGUGAGUGUGUGUCAAAGAAGUGUUAAUUUGUGCAGCGUACAUCACCGCGGUAACAUCGAACGUCAAAAUAUUGUCACCAACAACGACAACAACAGCACCCAGAACUGCUGUGACACAUAACAGCGCAUAUCAGUUAGUCACACAGUCAGUCAGUUAGUCGCUGCAACGCGCGCGCACUUAAGCACUCACUGUGUACCUUUUACGUGCCGACAACAACAGCAAUAACAGUAAUAACGGCAGAAACACCUCGAGGCGUGUCGUUUUGUAACAUCUACACUUAUUAUCCACGCCCUGCCCAAACAAAACAUACCCAGCAACAUAUAUAGCAUCUAGCAUAAGCGCACCUAAAUUAGCUACCAAUUACCUAAACGCUGUAAAAGUAGACCUCAACGUGAACUCAAACUACCUACGAACCUUUCUACCAAAACUACCAAGCUACCUGUUAGUCCUAGCGCGCACUGUAUUGUUGUACGCGCGCGCUUACUAAACUGCCUACGGAUUUAUAAAGCGUGGAAUUGUCGUCCGUCCAAACACUUACAGCGCAACACACACAUACCAUAUUUACAUACAUACAUAACAACCAACAGGAAGCGUUGCAAACGAAUUAGUGCGAAUUAUUAUUAAUUGGUACUGAGCGCGCAGACAUUGGACGCUUACCGCUUACUUAUACGACAACCAGCAGCCGAAGCAGCGGCAGCUUCACGCAUAGCUUUUGUCUUGCUACUACUACCUUUUAACGUGUUGCCUACGUACCAAUUUGCUGCAUAUUCGUUUAGUGUUUAUAUAAAUGUUGUGUGCGCUGGACGCGUUCGACAGUGCAAUUGUAGUAGUAGCAGUAGUAGAGCGUGAAAAAUGUUAUUAGAAAUGGAACAACAGCAAGCAACGGCGUCGUUCAUAUCGUCGCUCAAUAUGUCACCGUUCACCAUGCAACUGGAUCCUCAACAGCCGUCCAGUCCCGCCUUGGGUGGCGCAGGCGGUCCCAAUAAUGGACAGACGAACGCCAGUUCGGGCGCUGCAGCCAAUCGCAGCAAUACGGAUGCGAAUGCCUUGAGUGGCGGCGACGCGGAUUAUAGCAGCUAUGCGCUGCACUUGAGCGCUGGCGGUGGCGGCAAUGCGGGCGGUGGCAAUAGUGAUGGCAGUGGUGCCACAAAUGCAGGCAGCACACAUCAUCACCACCAUCAUCAACAGCAGCAGCAACAGCAUCAUCAGCAACAGCAGCAGCAGCAACACUAUCAAACACAACAGCAGCCGCAACAGCUGCAGCAGCAACAACAACAGAAUAUUGCCAACAAUCCCAACUUUUCAUAUUCGUACAUUUAUAAUUUUGACUCACAAUACGUAUUCCCGACAGGUUAUCAAGACAAUACGUCAUCGCAUUCGCAGCAGAGCGUUAGCGGUGGCGGUGGUGGCGCUGGUGGUGGGGGCGGCGGUGGUAGCAGCACCAGCAGCAAUGCCACCAAUGUUGUGCUGCUCAAUGGCAGCAAUGCGAAUGCUGCUGGCGGUUAUAUGACUCUCCUGCCACCGGCCACGUCGAGUGGCCAUAUGGGCAUGUCGUCGGGUGGCACUGGCGCUAGCGCUGGUGGCUCCGGUGAGGGCAUCGAUUUCAAGCAUUUGUUUGAGGAAUUGUGCCCCGUUUGUGGUGAUAAAGUGAGCGGCUAUCAUUAUGGCCUGCUCACGUGUGAGUCGUGUAAAGGUUUCUUCAAGCGCACCGUGCAGAAUAAGAAGGUCUAUACGUGCGUUGCCGAGCGUUCGUGUCACAUCGAUAAGACGCAACGUAAGCGCUGUCCCUACUGUAGAUUCCAGAAGUGUUUGGAGGUUGGCAUGAAACUUGAAGCCGUGCGAGCGGAUCGGAUGCGUGGUGGUCGCAAUAAGUUCGGACCUAUGUACAAACGUGAUCGGGCGCGAAAGCUGCAAGUCAUGCGGCAGCGGCAACUCGCCCUCCAAGCGCUGCGCACAUCCAUUGGUUCGGUUGAGAUGAAGUCGUCGCCACUCUCGCCAGGAUACCAACAACCAUAUCCGAAUAUGAAUAUAAAGCAAGAAAUUCAAAUACCUCAGGUGUCCUCACUCACACAGUCACCGGAUUCAUCGCCCAGUCCCAUCGCCAUCGCGCUCGGACAGGUCAACACAAGUGGCGGUGUGAUAUCGACGCCCAUGAAUGGCGGCAACGGCAGCGGCGGCGGUGGCGGUGGAGGCGCUGGUGGCGGCGGUGGCAGCGGCAAUGGCGGCAAUACCAGCACCAACAGCAACAAUAGCAACAACACCAGCAGCGAUGGACUCAACCGCAGUGGCAGCGGCAAUUGCCAUGACACUGGAACUGGAUCUCUGCAGAAUGCGUCCGAGUCGAAAAUGUGUUUCGACUCUGGCACGCAUCCUUCAAGCACAGCCGACUCCAUCAUCGAGCCGCUCAGGGUGUCACCGAUGAUACGUGAUUUCGUGCAAUCGAUAGACGAUCGAGAAUGGCAGACCCAGCUCUUUGCGCUGCUACAAAAACAAACCUACAAUCAAGUGGAAGUUGAUCUCUUCGAGCUGAUGUGCAAAGUGUUGGACCAGAAUCUGUUCUCGCAGGUGGAUUGGGCUAGAAACACAGUCUUCUUCAAGGAUCUUAAGGUUGACGACCAAAUGAAAUUGCUGCAGCAUUCCUGGUCCGAUAUGCUUGUGCUCGAUCAUUUGCAUCAGCGAAUACACAAUGGUCUACCCGAUGAGACGCAACUGAAUAACGGUCAAGUAUUCAAUCUGCUGUGGUUAGGCCUGCUUGGUGUGCCGCAAUUGGCUGACUAUUUCAAUGAGCUGCAAAAUCGUCUACAAGACCUCAAAUUCGACAUGGGCGAUUAUGUGUGUAUGAAAUUCCUAAUACUACUCAAUCCAGAUGUGCGUGGUAUUGUCAACAAGAAGACGGUCUUGGAGGGUCAAGAGAAUGUACAAGCAGCGCUACUGGACUACACGCUGACCUGUUAUCCAUCAGUGACGGAUAAAUUCCGACGGCUACUCAGCAUACUGCCCGACAUCCAUGCGAUGGCUUCGCGAGGCGAAGAUCAUCUCUAUUCGAAACACUGCGCCGGUAGUGCGCCCACACAGACGCUACUCAUGGAAAUGUUGCAUGCAAAACGGAAAGUAUAAAUCCGCUGGGCCUACACAUAACGGUACACAUGUAAAGGAUUGUUCAACUUAGAUAUAUAUAUAUCUAUGUAUGUAUGUCAGAGGACGAUGAAAGCGCUUCAAAUGCGGCAGGCGGCAAUUUCGGUGGGUUGUCGAAUGGCGCGGAAUAAAAUCCAGGGUUGGUUUUUAGUUUUAAAUCAUAAGAAAUAAAAUUAAAAAAUGUAAAACAAGAACAUUUAACAGUAAAACAACAAUUGGGAUGUUAAGCUACAAACACAUGUACGAUAGAGCUACAUACAAUAUAUAUAUUUACAUACAUGCCUAGAGAAUAAUUUAGUAGCACUUGGAACUUACGUUAUUCCCAUUCACCAAUGCAAUUCAACUGCAGAAUGUAAAAACUAAAAAAAAAAAAAAAAUACAAAAAAAGAAACAGAAGAAACGUAGAACGAACGAGCGAGCAGCGCGUAGAUGUAUGUAUGUUUACAGUUAAGGCAGAGAAAGAUAAAUAAUAUAUUUUUCAAAUGGAUAUAUAUGUAUAUUGAUAUAGCUUAAGCGUUUAUUCAUAUUAAAAUAUUAAAUGAUAUACUAUAUAGAUAUAGAUAUAUACACACACACAUGUAUAUGUGUAAAUGUAUGUAAUUGUAUUAUAAGCAAAAGUAACGGAGAAGCAACACAGCAAACAAUGUGUUCGAAAAACCUUUUAAAUUGUUAAGCAUUCAAAUCGUAUACUUCUAUGCCUAAAUUUAGUACAACAAAAACAAGUAAUGUAUCUGUAAACAUAACCCUCAUUCAAAAAACUGGAAAACUAAACAAAAAUUGCAGAAAAAUGCUAAAAGCAAACUAAAAAUUAAAUCGCAAAUCAAUGCUAAACGAAGGACGAAAGCUCUGCGUGCACUGUGUGCGUAUGUGUGUACAAAGAAUAAUAAUAAGAUAAUAAGUUUUUUUUUGUAAUGUUUUUGUAGACCCAAAAUGAUUUUUGACAAACAGUUAUUAAUUUUCAAAAUUUUUAACUGACCUCGGAUUAAAAUUUGUAUAUAAAGAAAUUGUAAACAAAAUUGUACAGGACCAUGAAUUGGGCAUUUUGCUAGAGGCAUAGGCUCCUCCAGUAUUCGCUAAGUUUUACGGGCGGUAAAGCAAAUUAUUGGAAAAAUUAAGUUAAACGAGAAAGCUGGCGUUCUGGGCUACACACUAUUCGUGCGUAGGUUAUGUUUACGUAUUAAUUUCGUUUCGAUAAUGGACGAUACGUUUUUGAUGUUGGGGGGGGAGGGGGCAUAAAUUCAAAAAACAGCAACUUUAACCAUUAUUCAAAAUUUGACGACAUUUUUUGUUGGUAUUAGAACAUUUUUUGAGGUUAUAGCGGAAAAAGAUUGACAAAAGUAUGUAUUUGCUUUCAUUUAUUUAAUAAAUGUGAGUUAAUAAUUGUUUCCAUGGAACAAAAAUUUAAAAGAACAGAAGAGAUUUCAUUUAAUUAAAAAAUAAUGGAACAUUUUUCGAUCUGCUGCCAUUCAGUAAUGGAAUAUUAAACCGAAUUACUUCACUAUUUUUUCUCACAAUUGAUUUUACAUUUGUCAUUUUUCUUUCUUUAUUUUAUUUUUUUUUUUAAUUUAACAAUUUUUUAGAAAACAUUAGUUUUCAUUUCUUUCUUUUUGUGAUAAUUUUAGUUAUGAUUUUAAUUAUUUUUUUUUUACCUUUUAAUUAACUUUUUAUAUUAUUAUUUAUUUCUUUGUUUUAAUUUACCAAUUUUUAGACAACAUUAUUGCGCAGUUUUUUUUUGAUAAUUUUAGCUAUAUAUGUAUGUGCAUAUGUAUGUAUGUGUUUGAUUUUUCUGGCUUUUUAAUUCAUUUUUUUCAUUUAUUGUCAUUUUUUGUUUAUUUAUCUUUACUUAUUUAAUAUUUUUUUUUUUUGUUUAAGAUUAUUUUCUGCAAAAAAACAAACAUUUAGGCGUUUUAAAAAUACUUUUACGAAUUUUGAUGAUAUUUUGAAAAUUGUCCAAACUUUUAUUAUAAAUAUCGGGUACUACUCUUUGAGGCGGAUUUUUUGUGGCACUACAAGAACAACAUUUUUAAUUAUAUUUUUUUAUUUGUAUUCCUUUUAUUUCUUUGCACUUUAUAUAUUUUUAUUACUGUUUUUUAUCUUAUUCUUAUUAUUCUUUAAUGAUACAUAUUGAGAACGUAUUUCGAAUUUUGUUAUUUACUAUUGUAAUUAAAAUUUAAAAUGAAUACGAAUUGUAAAAUAGUUUUUCAAAAUUUUCGUUCGCACCUACAUAUUUUAACAAAACCACUUAACUCGACUUUGUUUUUUCAUAUUUGCAAGCUGUAAAUACAAUUUUCAACAAAUUAACUAUUUAAAGUUGUCGCUCAGGGGAAAUGUGCAAAAAUUGAUUUAAAAUAUUUAAAUUAAUUAUUAAAAACAAACAUUUGUGUUAGUGGCUUUGUCAUCCGAUAUUUGUAAAAAACAAAAUUUAUUAUUAUUUUACUUGCCUCAACCAAAAAUUGGCUUGAGGAUAUAGGAAGGUAAUAUUCGCUUUAUUAACAAGAAUGUAUUCGACUAAGAGCUUAGAAGCUUAAAGGCUAGUACUUUACAGAAAAUGCGCAGCUGCAUCAAAUAUGUGAGAAUCAGAGAAAAAGAAGCUUGGCUCAGUGUUGUUUAUUAGUGCAAAAUUUUUACUUUGAAAUUAUUACUUGUUUCUUUUCGCUGGGGCUAAAAUACGUAAAUUAACAGGCUAAGAGAACAUAAAAAAUAUUAAUUGUCACGAUUUUAGAAUUUUUCUUACAUUCACUUGGUUUAUAACAAAUAUUUAGAUAACGAGUUUUAGGCGUUUUAGUCGUUUAAGCCUCCAAAUCAUCACAUAUUCUUCCGCUACUUUUUCUUUACUUAAAAAAAUUUUAUUUUUAUUUUGUGUUUUUUACAUCAUAAUUUUUUUAGAUCUAUUAAAUAUUUUUUUUUGAUUAGAACUGUUUUCAUGUACACACACAAACGCAUAGCUUUCGUAAAAGUAGAAAAAAGUAAUUAAAAAAAUGGAUAUACAAAAAUCCAAUAACAAAAAUAAAAACAACUUUUGCUGCUUAUAAAUGUGUAAAUAAAGUUAACUACCUGAUUUUUUCGAAAAUUUUAAGCUAAAGAAAUAUUAAAAUAAAUGCAUAUAAUAAGAAAUCUGUACACAAAAUUACAUACAUAUAUGUAUGUCAAAAGUACUAAAACAAAAACAAAAACACGAACGAAAAAAAAGGAAAAAAUCCAAAUACAUAUUUACAACCACACUCACAUGUAUACAUAAUUAUUUACUAAAUUUGUUGACGAUUGUAUGAUUAAUGUUAAAUAGUGUUCUAAUGUUAUUAAUUGUUAUAAUUAGUGUAUUAUAAUGUACAUUUAUAUGCAUACAAUAUAUGUUCGUACUAUUUAUGUAUGUAUGUAUGUAGUAGAUAUGUAUGUAAUUAGGGCUUUAUCGGUUUAAGUAGUUUUUUACUCGCAAAUUUUUGAAAAUUUCAUAAAAAUCGUUUUGUUGUUGUUGUUUAUUUUUUCCUUUCACUACUUUUUAUAUACAUAUAUGUACACAUAAUUACACACACACACAAACAAAUACAAUUGAUGCUCUUUUAAGCGAUUUUGUGUCUUUUUUUCUUAUUUCAAAAAAUAAAAAAAAUCAUUCUCUUAUUACUAUUAUUAUUAUUAUUAUAAAUAUAUGUGUAUAUUUGUAUAUUAGCCUUAAGGUUUAUAAUAGCAUAGGUGUACAAAAGAAAUAAUGAUAAAUAAAGCAAAAACUAUUUGAAAAUAAUGCAAAACAAAAUUCUAGCUAGAAACCUUUGCUCCCGACAACAAACAAAAACAACAUAAGUAACAGUAAUUUAUUUCAAAGUGUCCUACGCGUUGUUGUUGUGUUUGCAGUGCGCCUAUCAAAUAAGUGCAAUGCAUAUGCGGCAACACAAAUCCACACCUACAUACAUAUAUACAUACUUACAUACAUACACACGCAAAUGCCUAACUGUCUUGUAUGCUUACUAAAUUGUUUAUAAUUAAAAGCCAAUAUGCAUGUUUGUUCGUUUGUAUGUAUGUGUGUAUGUGUGAAAAUGUUUUUUCUAUCCUUAACCUUUGUGUUCAACGAAUAACUGUACAGCUGCAAUUCAGCGCAUGCAUACAUACAUAUGUACAUAUGCAAACCACAAGUGAAGUGAUAUAUAGAAGGUUUGGGAUUAAGACAAACAUUAAAAACAUAAAAUAAAAUUAAUUAAAAACAAAUUGAUUUAAAAAAAAUUAAAAACAAGAAAUUGAAAAUACAAAGUGCAUAUUAAAAGUAUAUACUUACAUACACGUAAGCAACCAGUUGUUAUUGAAAUAUAACACAAACACACCCCACUGCUAUUACUUACUGGCUUAAGUGUAGUUUUCUCAGCUAUAAUAUUAUGUUAAUUAAAUAUAUGUACAUAUAUACAGUUAUGCAAAUAUGCAUACUAAUAUUUGAAAAUUAAAUGUAAGUGAAGCGCGUACCUUAUAAUUGUAUCAAGUGAACGAGUUAUGUAAGUAUGUAAAUACAUAUGUAUGUGUGCACAGAACUCAAAAAGUAAUGAGAAAAUUGGUGAAAAUGGGAGGAAAAGCCACAGCAGGAUGUACGCUAAAAAGAAAAAUGUAACAAUAGCGUUUCAAAUUUGUAUUUAAUAUUUAAAUCAGUUUUCAUUGUUUUUUUUUUAAUUUUCGAAUUAACUUUACUUGGCAUAAUUUUUUUAAAUUUUUCUUGAUAUUUUUUACUAAAUGCAAAAACAACAAUUUGGCCAAAUAUUGUAUGUAUGUAUGUACAUUGGCGAGAAAAAGAGUAUUGGAAACAAGUUUUAAAUACAAAUAAUUUUGAAUAUUUUAUUGUAAAAAAAAAGUUUUUUUUUUUUGUAAUUUUUCUUGACAUUUUUGAUAUUUUUUUUAAUAAUUUUUCAUUUUUCGUGACAUUUUUAGUAUUUUUUAAGUAAAUGCAAUUACACAAUAAUAUGGCCGAAUAUACAUACAUGUGUAUGUAUGUAUGUAUGUACAUUGGUAAGAAAAAAGUAUUGGAAACAAGUUUUAAAUACAAACAUUUUUGGAAAAAGGUGAAUAUAUGUUUUUUUUGUAAUUUUUCUUGACAUUUGUGAUAUUUUUAGUAAUUUUUUAAAUUUUCUUAUUUAAUUGUUUUUAAUUUUUUUUUUUUAAUCAAUGCAAUUUUGAUAUGUUUUAAGUAAAUGCAAAAACACAACAGAUUAGCGGAAUAUACAUAUGUAUGUAAAACGUAAAAAAACAGAUUUUAGAUUUUCGUAAAUAUCACCAAUAACGUUGUUUUUUCUUGUUUGUGAAGAGUAUUUAAAGAAAUAUUAUAUGUUUAAGUCAAAAACUAAUUUUCCAACAUUUUAAAUUUUAACUAAUUUUUUUUUAAUAUAAGCAAGGGUAUAUUCUUGCAGUGUGUUUCGCUUUUCAUGCAAGUUUGUAUGUGUGCAAAAGCAAGGCAGCAGUUUGGGUAUAGCAAAUAAGGCAACGGGUAGGGAAUCAGCAGGCAAAUAUAAAAUUAAGACAACAAAAUAUCAUGACAUAAAUAAAUAAAAAUAUCAUGUCUUGAAAUAAGAAUUUCGUAAUACAAGAAAAUCAAUAAAACUGUCAAGGGAAGAGUUUUAGCAGUAAAAAUGUCAUGUAAUAAAAAAUAUAUGUCAUGCAACAAUUAAAUAAAAAUGUCAGGGGUAGAAAAAUUUGACAUUUGCAGUAGCUCAAGAAAGAUAAAGCACAACACACACUCAUAAAUAUGUAUGUGUGCACAUGUGAAUCAAAUACUCAUGUGUCCAUAUGCAUGUGUGUGAGUGUUUGUGUAAGGCAGGGAAUACCACAUGUGCAGUUGAGCUUGCUUGCAAAUAUACAUAUGUGUAUGUAUGUUUGUCAAAGCGUGUCUGAUUGUUAUGUAUAUAUGUAUGUAUGUAAGUACUUAGCUGUAGUUGUGCAUAAAAAUUCAACUGUUAUACGAUUUAAGAAGAAUGGGCUAAGUAAAAAUUGCAAAACAAAAAAAAACACUAAAACAAUACGUAUGUAUGUAGUACACAUGUGUAUAUUAAAAAACAAAAAAAAAAAAAAACAAAGAGCAAAGAAAUUAUAUUGAAAAUAGCAAAAACAAAAAAAAUGUAUACAUGCAUAUAUAUAUUAAAAUUAAUGAAUAAUAUAUUAAUAUAGUUUAUUAAAUUUAAAGUAAAAAAAAAACAAAAACAACUACAAAAUAGGCAUUGUUGAACACCGUGUAACGAAAUGAAAAAUGUGAACCUGUUGAAAAAGUGAUUUUAAAUAUAAGCAAAAGAAAAAAUCUUUAAACGUUUAAGUUUUAAUUGUUAUAAAAUACUUACAAGCAAAACAAAGCAAAUGAAAUGAAAAAUACAAAAACAAAAAAAAGAAAAUGAUAAACAAAACGUUCAUCCACACACACACACAGUUAGUUUUUAAAUAUAACUACUAAUUAAUUCUGCUGUUAUUAUUAUUAUUACUACAAUUACAAUUAUCAUUUUCAUCUCAGAGAUGUGUUUCAAACAAAAACAACAAACAAAUAUUAAAACAUUUUGUAAUAAACUUCUAUUACACUCCUGACUCAUUUAAACUCGCA
Bactrocera dorsalis (oriental fruit fly) is the source of this 13535-nucleotide messenger RNA. RefSeq names its product nuclear hormone receptor FTZ-F1 (gene ftz-f1). Gene Ontology annotation, biological process: tissue development; regulation of transcription by RNA polymerase II; hormone-mediated signaling pathway. NCBI's taxonomy places the organism in Eukaryota, Metazoa, Arthropoda, Insecta, Diptera, Tephritidae. The record is from RefSeq and is a predicted model, not a curated record. Gene Ontology annotation, molecular function: nuclear receptor activity; RNA polymerase II cis-regulatory region sequence-specific DNA binding; zinc ion binding. Gene Ontology annotation, cellular component: RNA polymerase II transcription regulator complex. The transcript has 9 exons. The coding region runs from base 4700 to 6964 and encodes 754 amino acids.